This is a messenger RNA of Pochonia chlamydosporia 170, 2076 nucleotides long. Its product is annotated as component of oligomeric golgi complex 6. Bases 1 to 2076 code for a protein of 691 amino acids. NCBI's taxonomy places the organism in Eukaryota, Fungi, Ascomycota, Sordariomycetes, Hypocreales, Clavicipitaceae. Gene Ontology annotation, cellular component: COG complex. The record is from RefSeq and is a predicted model, not a curated record. Gene Ontology annotation, biological process: intra-Golgi vesicle-mediated transport. The transcript has a single exon.
AUGUCAGAAGAGCUUGGUCGCGGCACUAAUAUGCUAAUCCCAUCGACAAAAAGCUCCAAUUCACUCACAACUAAAGUUACAGCGGUUCUUUCUACAUCGUUUGCGGAUGCAGAGUUUCGCGAGGCUCUCUCCCUCCUUGAUGAGAAGGAAUUUGCAAACGAUGCGAGAAAUCGAAGACAAAUCAGGAUUGACUUCCAUAAGAAUGUCAUGGACUGUAAUGGAGUCAUAGUUGAUAGUUUCGGGCAAGUGGCAGAGGUUAAUAUCAUCCCAGCAUCUCCAAUACUUGACAGGUCAUCGCUGACAACCAUACAGCAGCUGCACCGCGUCAGGCUCAUACUUGGAAAGCUAAACGCAGAAUAUCAGGAUAUGAAAACCCAAAUUGCUCUGGCUAAGUCAGGAACCUCGACCACUCUAUCUGAGACGUCAUCUUUGUUAGAGACCCGAGCGCAAGUUUUAGUCAAACAGGACGUCUUGUCCGCUUUCAAAGAGCAUUUUCUCAUGACAGAGGUUGAAAUUGUUGCGUUGACAUCAACGGCUGAGCCUGUCGAUGAUCGGUUUUUUGAUGCCCUUUCCAAGGCGAAGAAGAUAAACAAGGAUUGCGAGAUCUUGCUCGGCCUUGAAGGACAGACCUUUGGCCUAGAUUUAAUGGAGCAGACGUCCACAAACCUCAACUUUGGGUUCCAAAAGUUGUAUAAAUGGCUUCAGAGGGAAUUCAAAACGUUAAAUCUUGAGAAUCCGCAGAUGAACACAUCAAUUCGGCGAGCUCUUCGAGUGCUAGCGGAGCGGCCGUCCCUUUUCCAAAACUGCCUAGACUUCUUCGCGGAGGCUAGAGAGCGACUUCUGUCGGAAGCUUUCCACAUUGCCUUAACUGGUACAAACUCCUCUGGUGUUGAUGAUGCCUCCAUUAAACCCAUUGACCUCACCGCGCAUGAUAUACUGCGUUACGUCGGAGACAUGUUAGCAUGGGUACAUUCCGCAACCGUGGGUGAGCUUGAGGCUCUUGAGGUCCUUUUCAUUGCUGAAGGCGAAGAGCUGGCUAAGGGUUUGAGACAAGGCAGGGAUACAGAGGUCUGGCGUCUUGUUGCAGAUGAUGAAGACGACGAUCGCGAGUUUAACGCUCUCGGGGCUCUGAAUAACCUCGUUGACAGAGACAUGGCUGGAGUCGGCAGGUUAGUUCGCCAACGGGUUGAACAGGUCAUUAGAACAACCGAGGAUAUCAUACCAGCCUAUAAACUCGCCACUCUUCUGAGCUUUUACGGCAUUACAUUCGAAAGGCUGUUGGGUCCAGCUUCGAAACUAGCAGAUUGUGUCCACGGAUUAGAAAAUGAAUCGCUACGGCAAUUUCGAUCUUUACUCAAGGAUAAUAUCGCACUGAUACAAAGCGAUGCUGAUAAGAUCCCUACCGAUCUUGCACCGCCACCCUUCUUUCACGACGCGUUAGACCAACUCGCUGCAAUUAUGCUGACAUUUGACUCGUCUCUAUCAUCGUCGGCGAUCCCUGAGAGCGAGUUUGAAGGCGUGCUUACAGACGCACUGGAGCCGUUUAUGAUUGCAUGCGAUAACAUGGCAAAGUCCAUGCCGCCACUAAGGGCCUCGAUUUUCAUUGUCAAUUUUAAAUCUGCAGCUUCCAAACGUCUUGCCAAGUUCGAAUUUACGAAGCGGCGGGCCGAGGAGCUUCGCCUGGAUAUCGCAAAGGAGUCGGCAAAACUUGUGCAGCACCAAUACGAGUUCUUUCGUCUGCGGUCUGGAUUAAAUUCACUGUUUAGUAGCGAGUGUGAUGCAUAUAGCAAAAGCAUUCCAGCACUUAACGCAACGGUUCUUGCCAAAGCAAGUCAGCAAUUGGAUGAGUUUCUACCUUCAGCACUGUUGGACGCCAUAGACAGGGUCAAAAACUUAGAGGACGCAAUGAUUGCUCGUCAAAUCACUGAAGAAGCCGCAGAGAUGUUUUGCAAAGAUUUUGAAGAGUUUGAAAAGAAAUUGGAGAGCAUGGGUCCCAGCACAGGGGCAAGCGAUGACGCAUCUGUUCGAUUACUGUUUCCCCGGACAUCCACAGAAAUCCGCGUUCUGCUAUCUUGA